Lycium ferocissimum is the source of this 2623-nucleotide messenger RNA. Its product is annotated as G-type lectin S-receptor-like serine/threonine-protein kinase CES101. The coding region runs from base 121 to 2562 and encodes 813 amino acids. Gene Ontology annotation, biological process: protein phosphorylation; recognition of pollen. The record is from RefSeq and is a predicted model, not a curated record. The transcript is spliced from 8 exons. Gene Ontology annotation, molecular function: protein serine/threonine kinase activity; ATP binding. Lineage: Eukaryota; Viridiplantae; Streptophyta; Magnoliopsida; Solanales; Solanaceae.
ACUGCAAAUGUUCUGCUUGCAUUUUUUGACUAGGUCAAAUUUUCAAUUAAAUGAAUAACUUUGUAAGAACAUAGUUAAAAGAUCUAUACAAAUUUUCGUACUAGGACAAUCAGUUCUUUAAUGGCAUGGCUACAAAUCCUACUAUUUUUCCUCUUCAUGACUCUUUCUUAUUCCCAAAAAGAUACAAUUUUUCAGGGACAAAACCUUAGAGUUGGAGAAAAAUUGGAAUCACCAAACAAGGAAUUCAGGCUUGAGUUUUUUAGCCUUGAUGCCAAUAAAACUCACUAUAUAGGCAUAUUCUACAAUUUACCCUCUAACACGACGUUAUUCCCCGAUGAUUAUCGCCCCGUUUGGGUUGCUAAUCGCGAUAAUCCAAUACCAUAUGCAUCAAGUAACAAUCUCACAUUGGAUGAAGGAGAUCUGAAAAUUAUCUAUGGAAGCGAUAGUUUUUUUUUGUUUAGAAGUUCUAAUGAUAAAUCAGCAAGAAAUGCAAGUGCUACAUUACUCGACAACGGAAAUUUUGUGUUAGAGGAAUUGAACACUGAUGGAUCUGUGAAUCAAACUUGGUGGCAAAGUUUUGAUCAUCCUACUGAUACACUAUUACCUGGGAUGAGACUGGGGAGAAAUUCAAAAACAGGACAGAUAUGGUCACUUACUUCUUGGAUAAGCAAAGAUAUACCAGCCUCGGGUUCUUUUACGAUUGGUAUAAACACGACUGGCAUAGACCAAUUGAUAAUAUGGUGGAUGAGAAGUGUGUUUUGGAUGAGUGGGCCCUGGGAAAACGGGACGUUUGCCAAUGUAUCACGAAUAUCUCACUAUGACUACGCAGACUUGAGCUUUGUUUCGACAGAGGAUGAAAAAUACGUGACUUACUCGGUCAAUAAGUCUAAAACUUUGUCUAGAUACGCGAUAGAUGUGUUCGGCUUUAUCAAGGAAAGAGGAGCAGCAGGACCUUUCGGAGUGUGUUUUUACAAGCCUAGUGCUGGUUGUGUGACAAGAGAAUCGAUCAGGUGCCCGAUUAGAAACAAUUCAUGGUUUGAGAGGAGGCCAAACAGUGUUUCGGGUAAUAGAUUUAGAUUUUUAAAUAAUAAUACGAGUUUAUUUGAUUGCAAGAGACAGUGUGAGAACAAUUGUUCUUGUGCUGCUUUUAACUCUAUCACAGCUACUGGAACUGGUUGUGAAAUUUGGAGUAAUGUAUCUAUAUUGGAUUCACAAAGUCAAUCAGAUGUUUUCAUUCUUGAUGGUGAAAGAGAUUUGGUGCCAAUAAGAAAUGGGAGCGACACAAAUGUGCCAAGUACAUUCUCACCUCCUCCGGCUUCACCACCAGCAAUAUCUCCCGACUCAACGCCAAGAUCAUCUGAUUCAUCUCAAAGAACUUCAAUAAAAUGGUGGACAUGGCUUAUAGCUGCAAUUGGUUUGACACUAUUUUUAGGACUUAGCUCCCUAUGCUACCUUUUACGCGGAAAAGGGAAAGCAAAAGCAACAGCUUUGCUAUUGCUUAAUCAAACAGCAAAUAGAUCAAAAAAGGGAAAAAUAGACAAGAAGAUGAGUCAUGAAGUGCAGUUAUACAGCCUCGAUAGCCUAGCAAUAGCCACGAAUAAUUUUUCACCAGGAAAUAAGCUCGGGGAGGGGGGAUUCGGACCCGUUUACAAGGGAGAAUUGCCUGAUGGGCAAGAAGUAGCUAUAAAAAGGCUUUCGACGAGUUCUGGACAGGGCCUAUUGGAGUUCAAGAAUGAAAUUUUAUUGAUUGCAAAACUUCAACAUACUAACCUUGUUAGGCUUUUAGGUUUCUGUACUCAAGGCGAAGAACGGAUUUUAGUAUACGAAUACAUGCUCAACAAAAGCCUAGACUUCUUCCUGUUUGAUAGUAACAAAAGGGAGCUACUAAAUUGGGACACACGAUUCAGAAUCAUCGAAGGGGUUGCUCAAGGUCUACUAUAUCUGCAUAAAUAUUCAAGGUUGAAAGUGAUCCAUAGAGAUUUAAAAUCGAGCAACAUCUUACUAGACGCUGACAUGAAUCCAAAGAUAUCGGACUUUGGCAUGGCGAGGAUUUUUGGAAGGCAAGAAUCUGAAGCAAACACGAAAAGAAUUGUUGGAACACAUGGCUAUAUGUCUCCAGAGUAUGCCUUGAGAGGCAUUGUCUCAACAAAGACAGAUGUAUUCAGCUUUGGAGUUUUACUCUUAGAAAUUGUUAGUGGCAAGAAAAACAACAGCUGCUAUGAUUCUGAGCAUCCACUUAACCUCAUAGGACUGGCAUGGGAAUUGUGGAGAGAAGAGAGAGCUUUGGAGCUAAUAGAUGCAACACUAAUUGAAUCAUGCUCGCACGAUGAAGUAAUGAGAUGCAUUCAUGUGGGACUACUUUGUGUGCAAGACUAUGCAAAAGAUAGGCCUUCAAUGUCAAGUGUCGUUUCAAUGCUUAUGAACGAUACGAGACAACCACCACCAGCACCAGAGCGACCAGGAUUUUUCAUAGAGAGAGGGGAUCAACGUGCAGAGAUCUCGGAAGAAGUAGUAAGAUAUUCGAUAAACGGGCUAUCGAUUUCAGAGUUGACAGCAAGAUAAGUUUUACCAAUACAGUGAAAAUUUAAAUUACAAAAUGGUCAAUGGGAAAGUAGCUUAUUUA